GCAGUCGACAUUAUUAUUGGUUUGGUUAGUGUGCUUUUGUGCGGGCUAUAUGAACCCUCGGCUGCAGAGGUGGCUGGAUGAAACCCGGCGCAGGAGGUUCCUGCCCGCCACUCUCGGCACUUUCGAUGACAGCGCCGAGCCGCUGCCGGACGCUAACCAGCCGCCGGAGUACACCUACCAGUCGCUACAGGACGCCAACCAGUCACCAGAAGACACCAACCAGCCGACAGACGCCACCAACCAGCCGCCAGACUCUCCCAAUCACAACAACACAAACUUCUGCCCGAUGCCGGUGAUGCAGCAGCAGGGGGCCACGCUGGUGCCGGACGACAACGCCCACCCGUGGGCGGCGAGGGUGGUGCACACGAAAUGGUGGGACAAUACAGAAGAGCCCUUCCUGUGCACGGCGACCGCGAUUAAACAUCUAAUAUUUAUAACUGCCGCUAGAUGUCUCGCCACAUCCAAACCCUAUUAUACCCAUCUACGGAUGCGAAUGAACCUGACAGUAUCAGUGCAAUUUUUUGUGACGCCAUCUCCAUCCACCAAACAACUGUUCGACGACAUUGGGUUUAUCGGUGCAUGGGGUCGCAUUCAUAGAAAACCAGGAUACGAGUAUUCACCUACGGACGGGUUCCUGUCAAUAUCGAGGAAGCCGCGCGCCGGCGGGGGCGCCUGGCGCCUGGACUGGGCCGCCGGCGCCGCCUACAAGCUCGUGGGGUUCCUCGCGGAGAGAGAGUCACCGUCGAACCAAUCCCUGUACGAGUUGGGUGAGAUGUACGGGAGCAACUCGGCGUGCAAUCGGCUCCUGCCGGCGCAGACGCAGUCGCAGGACUACUGGGCCGCGUGCGUGCACUCCUGCCGGCCGCACGAGCACUCCCGCGAGCACCCGCCCUGCCGCCGGUAUCUGCUGGGGCUGGGCCACGCGAUGCUCGACGACAAGAACGAACUGGUCGGCAUCGUCACGUGGUCGUGCGGGAACGAGCCCGCCGCGCUGGCUAGGAGAGGCGGCCUGCCGCUGCCGCUGGGCGUCGCCGUGCCCGACGACCGCUUCCAGCGUAAUUUAGAAUGUGUAGAAUAUAUUAUCAAAAAUAACUUCGACGUAAAUAUAACCGUGCCCGGAUUUUAUCCAUCACUUUGUAAAUGAUAUAUUAGUCCCGCUGGCCGCGUGGACACCAAUUUUCGUAAGAUAUGUCGAACAAUCAGAUAAUUUCUGUUUCGCCCCAUAGUUAACAGGUUGCUUAAAGUCCUUAACACGCGUUAUACUUUUGAAAUGUGCAAUAAUUUUUAAAAACAAUAUAAAUAAAUAAUAAAUCUUAAUUCGUCGUUGUCGAAGUUGAUACUACAUACAUACUUGCUGCUGUUUGAGGAAAAAAACGAUGUCAAUAAUAAGUUGGUAAUACCAAAAAUGAAUUUAGCAAUCUUUAUUUAUACGUAAAUGACAAGGUGGAUGUACUAAGAAAUGAAAUUGAAAAUUUUUUUUUUCAAAUACCUAGGCAUAUUACAACGCGCAUAUGAAUCUACGCCGGUUCUAAUCCUACGCAGCCUCGAGAUUUCAGUCCCCCCUCAGUUGGAGGGGGGUAUCCGCUAUGGGACCGGCAAGAAACUCGGCGUGCCACUUCUAUUCAAAACAUUACAUCUAAUAAUUAACCAUGCAUUAAAUAACAAGAUACAAUUCAACAUACAAUAUUUAUCAAAAAAUAUUAACGGACUAGGUACCUUUUUACUCUAUGGAAAUUAAUUUCAAAAAAUUAUAUAUCUAGUAGCUUAAUAAUAAGUCGUUCGUCUUCAGAGAAAACAUAAGACAUGGUCACGACUCGAUGAACAUGCUAGUGUCCUAAAUUAAUUUAUUGUUUAUUAUAAUGUCUAAGCAAUAUAGGUAAUUAUAAUAAACAGAAAUACGCAGUUAGGUGUAUUGCUGGUGUAAAAUUAAUUUGCUUAUUUACCCAUUUAAAUUAAUUUGGCUUUCCUUCAAACCCAAAACGGCCAGGACUCAAAAAUGGUGUUGAACCUUUUUUAGUAAGAUAGAAAGCAAACGAAUAGACAAUUCGUCUAGUAGUAAAUCUUUUGGACAAAUCCUAGACAUCCGAAACACAAAAAGGGUUUGAGGAGCGAAGCCGCUCUUUAACAUGGGAGGUCGUUUCUUUUCUCUAAGGUAAGUAUCUGGAGUACAUAUGUAAAUGUGCACAAAGGAGAACUUAUCCAUUUAAAGGAUCUCUUCCAGCAAACCUUUAAGCAACUGAGAGAGAAAUUAUAGUUUAAAAAACACUAGUAAAACACGCUUUUAUAAAUGCACGUAAAAGUCAAAAAUAAACUAUGGAUCUUUCAAGUUGUCUUUAUUUCUGG
Leguminivora glycinivorella is the source of this 2343-nucleotide messenger RNA. RefSeq lists its product as uncharacterized. The record is from RefSeq and is a predicted model, not a curated record. NCBI's taxonomy places the organism in Eukaryota, Metazoa, Arthropoda, Insecta, Lepidoptera, Tortricidae. The coding region runs from base 50 to 1144 and encodes 364 amino acids. The transcript has 4 exons.